This is a messenger RNA of Notothenia coriiceps (black rockcod), 1902 nucleotides long. RefSeq names its product guanylate cyclase activator 1C (gene guca1c). The transcript is spliced from 5 exons. Lineage: Eukaryota; Metazoa; Chordata; Actinopteri; Perciformes; Nototheniidae. Gene Ontology annotation, molecular function: calcium sensitive guanylate cyclase activator activity; calcium ion binding. Bases 111 to 680 code for a protein of 189 amino acids. The record is from RefSeq and is a predicted model, not a curated record.
CAUAGCUUUAUUUUCCAUCACAGGACAUGAUCUGCAAAUCAAAACUGUGGAAAAUCAGCUUUAGAGAACUGUACAGGAUUCUGGACUAAAUUACAUCUCUGAAGGGAAUAAUGGGUGCUGCAUACCCCACCUUGGAUGAUAUCCUGGAGGAGGACAUGCAUCAUUGGUACACCAAAUUCAUGAAGGAGUCCCCUUCAGGACUCAUAACGCUCUUUGAGCUCAGGACUAUGCUCGACAUGAACGGAAUGACAGAGGAGGCAAGCAGCUAUGUGGAACAGGUCUUCCUCACCUUUGACAUGGAUGGGGAUGGCUAUAUAGACUUUGUGGAAUACAUCGCAGCAAUUAGUUUAUUGCUGAAAGGAGAAAUUAACCAGAAACUCAAGUGGUACUUCAAGCUCUUUGAUCAGGACGGAAAUGGGAAAAUUGACAAGGAGGAAUUAGAGACCAUAUUCAAGGCUAUUCAAGAUAUCACCAGAAGUUAUGACGUCCCUCCAGAAGAGAUUGUAACUCUUAUAUAUGAGAAGAUUGAUGUCAACGGAGAAGGUGAGCUGACCCUGGAGGAGUUCAUCAGUGGAGCCCACGAACAUCCCGACAUCAUGGACAUGCUUGGCAAGAUGAUGGAUCUUACAAACGUCUUGGAAAUUAUCCUGAAUGGUCAACCGAAGAGAGCUAUAAACUGAACGUGAAAUCAACAAGCUGGAUUUUUGUGUGCAAAAUUGUGAUUGUGCUUUUCGAAAGGAUUUUCAGAAUGCAGCAGUUUUUAGGAAAGAAUGUACUGUAUGUGCUUGAUGGUUAAAGAGCAAAGUCCCAUCUCAAACUGCACUGAACUGAGUGAGCAGCCCUACACAGAUAUGAUGUCACUGUAUGUCGCCUGAGGGAAGCAGCGAACCUGUCCCCUCUGCUUGUGCUCUCACAUUUCUUGAACGGUGGCCCUCCAGCUUUAUUACAUUUUACAACAUUUUAACAAGCUGAGUGUUUCGUGAGUCUCUCAGUGAAGGAGGACACAGUUUUCAGGUUCCUACAGUGUGGCUUGAGUAUGAUGCAAAACCUGGUGAAUGAGUCCCUUUGACUCUUGGUUUACAGAACUGUCCGGCACAAGAAGAGAACUGCCAAAAUCUUUGUUAAUUUUGUUACAAACUUCAUUCGAGAAAACACUCCCUAUGUCAGACAUAAUUACGCAUUUGGGUAAUAACAUGUUAACACUAUUCAAAACUAUCCCGAGACUGUUCAAUCUAGUUGGUUUUGUGUUGUUGUUCAUGUGAAAUGUGCAUAAAAUUACACUGUUGCUUGUAUAUAAAUUGGAUGGUAUCUGACUAUCCAUGUAGUUACUGCAUGUACAAAUAUUUAACAUGAAAUGUUUUGCUUCAUUAUAUUUGACAAUUAUUUAGGUUACAAUGUUGCCUUAAAAUCACAAAACAUGUUUGUUGAAAUUCUUUUUUCCCCCCCUUUGAACAUUAAACAUUUGCAAAAGAGCAGUUUUUUUAAUAUUGUAUUAGUCUUCCCUUUUUCACAGAGUAAGAUACAAAUGUACAUGUAGGGCUGCCACAAUAUCAUAUUUAUAUUACAUGUUAGGUUAAAAAUCAUUUAUGAUGACGAUACGAUACAAAAAAGAAAAACCAUUAAAAUGAAUAAUGAUAUCUUUCAAAUUCCUCUUUAACUUUGGUUAAAUGUGUGCACUUGGGAAAGGGAGAACAAUUAAAGUUAGAAAGGAUCUAGAAGCACUGGAUUACACUUGGUUUACAUAUUAUAAUGUGUAUAUUGUGUAUUAUAUACAUGAUAUUAAUAUUGUGUUUUCAAAUGAGGUAAUAAUUCUGUCUUACAAUCGGUGUCUUCUAUGUUGCUAUGUUUACUCAAUGGUUGACAUUGUAAUAUCUCAGAAACGGCUAUCAUUCUAAACAAUAA